This is a messenger RNA of Prosopis cineraria, 883 nucleotides long. Its product is annotated as monothiol glutaredoxin-S2-like. The record is from RefSeq and is a predicted model, not a curated record. The transcript has a single exon. NCBI's taxonomy places the organism in Eukaryota, Viridiplantae, Streptophyta, Magnoliopsida, Fabales, Fabaceae. The coding region runs from base 455 to 763 and encodes 102 amino acids.
UGGCAUUGAUCGAUACAUUAUCGUUGAUUUAUCCCUGUCAGCAAAUGAUCAAAGCGAAACUCCAAAAACAAAAACCGAUAUCGACCUUUAAAUAUAUCCAAACGGAACAUUCUAUCCGAUCGAUCUCCACCUCAAAUCUCAUAUCUUCUCCUCCUUCGUCUCUUGGCUUCUACCCCAAGCUCCAAAACCCUACCUCAAAACCCCUAUAUAAACCUCUUCCACUUACUCUAUCCAUCACACCCAAAACCCUAACAAGAAGCUAAUAUAUAAAUCCACUCUCGUUGGUUACUUCGCUGGCUUUGAUUUUGAUUUUGAUUCUGAUUCAAACUCGAUUGGAUUCAUCAGCUUGAUCUCUGAAGGCACCUUCCUGAUCAAUCUGUAUUGAACCCAAUAGGCAUUGUUCCAUCCUCAACCUAGCCAUCAGACUAUAUAUAUAGAUAUAUAUAAGACAGAGAUGGAGAGGGUGAAUAACAUGGCAUCAGAGAGACCGGUGGUGAUCUUCAGCAAGAGCUCUUGCUGCAUGUGUCACACAAUCAGGACCCUCUUUGCAGAGUUCGGUGUGAACCCUGCGGUUCAUGAACUGGACCAGAUUCCAAGAGGGAGGGAGGUUGAGCAAGCCCUUUCAAGGCUAGGGUGCAGCCCCGCCGUGCCGGCUGUGUUCAUCGGCGGCGAGCUUGUGGGCGGAACCAAUGAAGUCAUGAGCCUCCACCUUAACCGAUCCUUGAUCCCAAUGCUCAAGCGAGCAGGUGCUAUGUGGGUUUGAUCUCAUACAAAAAACAAUAUAUGCAAUAUGCAACUACUAUAUACAUUAUAUAUAGAGAUCUUGUCUUAUAAUAUAAUGUAAUAAUACUAAUAGUAAUAAUUAAGGCUAACUUCACUGCGA